This is a messenger RNA of Zeugodacus cucurbitae (melon fly), 3885 nucleotides long. It is a transcript of the gene Osbp, whose product is annotated as oxysterol-binding protein 1. Gene Ontology annotation, molecular function: sterol binding. Lineage: Eukaryota; Metazoa; Arthropoda; Insecta; Diptera; Tephritidae. The record is from RefSeq and is a predicted model, not a curated record. The transcript has 2 exons. Gene Ontology annotation, cellular component: intracellular membrane-bounded organelle; cytosol; membrane. The coding region runs from base 462 to 2858 and encodes 798 amino acids.
CAAUAUUUGACAAAUUCUCGUUUUCGUCUGUUCCUUUCGUAAGGUUUUUUCAAUUUUGCAUAGAAAAGUUGAAAAUUUGUGCAAUUUUGUAGCGUAUAAACGCUGAUCGCGAAGUUGUAAUGCAAUAAGCGAGUAAAUAAAUUAACAACGGGAACGGGGUAAUUUAAGUUCAUUGUGUGAAAACGUUGAAAAAGUUCUAUAAUACGUGGCGUUAAAUGAUGUGCUAAUUACUUUUUUCUUUCUUACUGCUUUUCUUGAUUUUCUUAAUUUUACACUGUGUGUACAAUUGAUUGUGUGACGAACUUUAUACACUGGUUGUUUGUUGGUUGUGUUGUGGUGGUGGUGCUGGCGGCGGUGGGAACGGUAUUUGUUCAAUUAAAAACUUGCCAUAUAGAAAGAAAAUUAAGGUUCAAGGAGUAGCUGUAAAACUGGGAAAGGUUAAUACAUCCUCAGCUGAUAUAAUGUCGGACAUGCUUAAUAAACCGACCCCUGAACGGAGUGUCGCAGGAAGUAAAGAUCCGGAAAUGAAAGGUUGGCUAAUGAAAUGGACCAACUACAUUAAGGGUUAUCAACGACGUUGGUUUGUCCUAUCAAGAGGUGUACUGAGUUAUUAUCGCAGCCAAGCUGAAAUGAAUCACACAUGUCGCGGUACUAUAUCGCUUCACGGUGCUCUUAUACACACAGUGGAUUCGUGCACUUUUGUUAUCUCAAACGGUGGUACACAAACAUUUCAUAUAAAAGCUGCCAAUGAGGUAGAACGACAAUCUUGGGUUACAGCUUUGGAGUUAGCCAAGGCAAAAGCCAUACGUACCAUGGAAACGGAGGAGGAGGAGGAAGUUGAGACGUCACAUGUUGUACCCAGUCAAGAAAUCAACACAGUAAUGGCGGAGCUAACAGGUCGUCUGGAGAGCUUGCGCACCUGUUACGAUUUAAUCACUAAACAUGGUGUUGCUUUACAGAGAGCACUAAGUGAGUUAGAAUCGAAUGACGAAGAGUCACUUGCCAGUCGCACAAAGAUUGUUAAUGAGCGAGCUACGCUUUUUCGUAUAACAUGCAAUGCAAUGAUAAAUGCAUGUAACGAUUACCUACGCAGUGCUGAGUCGCAAGGCCAUAAGUGGUCGAAAAUGGUUGAGCACGAACGAGAACAACGACAACGGCUGGAAGAAAUGGUUGAGAUGUUAGCCAAACAGCAAACUCGCCUCGAACAAGCCGCACACACCGCCGCGCAACACAGUAAACCGCUAGCAAUAGCCAAUGAAAGUGCUAACUCACCAAAUGCAGUUACAUCUGACGACGAAAACGAAUUUUUUGACGCAGAAGAGAACAACGGCGUAUUCGGAGAAAAUUCACCGACUGAAUCUGGUGGAUUUGUAAUGACAUUGCCUUCAAAUAGUGGUAAUCAUAAAAAUGAGGAUGUGAAAGAUGGAUCAUUUGUUAUGAAACUACAAAAGACGCGCUCUAACUCAGAGGAACAAACACACCAUAGCAGCUCUUCCGAAAAUGAAGAACUUAAACCAACAGAAUCCGAGCCUCAGCAAGUGGUUGUUAUAAGCAAAACAAAUAGCACCACCAUACCUGAACAAAGUAAUUCAAAACGCAAUAAUGGAAAUCAACAAAAUCAACAAAAGGUCGCACAACUAUCCAAAACAAAUCGGCAACGACGUACACGCGUUCCAGAAAAACCAAAUUAUCCACUUAACCUAUGGUCUGUAAUGAAAAAUUGCAUCGGCAAAGAGCUCUCGAAAAUUCCUAUGCCAGUAAAUUUCAAUGAGCCUCUGUCAAUGCUGCAACGACUUACGGAAGAUUAUGAAUAUGCAAAUUUGUUAGAUGCAGCUGCACGUUGUACAGAUGAGUGUGAACAGUUAGCUUAUGUGGCGGCAUUCACCAUUACUAGCUAUGCAACAACAGCAAAUCGAACUGGCAAACCUUUCAAUCCACUUUUAGGUGAGACUUAUGAAUGUGAUCGCAUGGAUGACCUUGGAUGGCGUGCCCUGGCUGAACAGGUGUCACAUCAUCCACCAAUGGCGGCUUUACAUUGUGAGGGACGCGAAUGGACCUGCUGGCAGGAAUUCACCAUGACAAGCAAAUUUCGCGGAAAAUAUUUACAGGUCAUUCCGCUUGGAAACGCAUACGUAAAUUUUCCCGCAACUGGACAUAAAUACACAUGGCGUAAGGUAACGACGACUAUUAAUAAUAUUAUCGUUGGAAAAUUGUGGGUCGAUCAACAUGGCGACAUGGAAAUCAGAGGACUCAAUACAGCAUCAGGUCUUACAUGUCAUCUCAAGUACAUUGCAUAUUCAUACUUUUCACGCGAGCAACAGCGUCGCGUAAAGGGUGUGAUUAUGGAUCGAAAUAAGGAUGUGAAAUGGGUGUUGCGUGGCACUUGGGACUCGUCUAUCGAGAUUGCGCCAGUGCUUUCAACUUCCGGUUCAGCUGAUAGUCCAGUCUACCAAACCAAUGGUUACAAAACGGUGUGGACACGUCGACCACCGGCACCAGAUAGUGAUAAAUUCUAUAACUUCACCACGUUGGCAGCCCAAUUGAAUGAACCCGAAGAGGGGGUGGCACCUACCGACUCACGCCUACGUCCCGAUCAGCGCUUGAUGGAAGACGGCAAAUGGGAUGAGAGUAAUCGUGAGAAACUGCGACUGGAGGAGAAGCAGCGCAGAAAGCGGCGGGAACGCGAAUCAGAAGCAGAAGCUUCUGCAAACGAAGGUCGUCCAUAUCAGCCAUAUGAACCGUUAUGGUUUAGACGUGAAAAAGAGGAGGGCAGCGAUAAUUUGGUUCAUGUUUUCAAUGAAACCUAUUGGCAGCACAAGCAAGAUCAAGACUGGUCGAAAUGUCCUGACAUAUUCUAAAUGUAAUAAAACAAUUUUUACCAAAAGCUAAACAGUGAAACCCACUAAUAUAAUAUAAUAUUUGAAAAUUUACAAAUUUAAUUGCGAAAGUUAAAUUAUAUAAUAUUAAACUAAAAGUACAGCAAAUCCUAACAAAAAUAUAUCCACAUACAUAAAUACUUAGUAAAAUAUAGAAAGACGAAAAUGCACUCAAACGAAUAAUUUUACAAUAAAUAAAAUGAAAACACACAAUAUCGCUGAAUGAAAUACUAAAUACACUAAAAACCAAUUAGAAAAAGUGAAAGUAAUGUCGUUUUACGUAAAACAAUCAUUAAAAAAAAGUUAAGAAAAUAUAAUGGAAAUUAAAACCAAAAACAAAGAAAUCAGCAUUUUUGUAUGAGUUAAUAUGAACGUGAAAGCGUUUGAAAAUAUUGGCAAAACGAACACAAAACUGCGUACAGAAUCUGAAUUAUUAUGCGCUUGUAUAUGUAUAUGCAUACAUAUAUACACGCAAUCGAAGGCAAAUAAUUAAAUAAUACCGUACAAUAAACAAUAGUAACGCUGUUUAUUAGUUUAAGUAAAUAUCUUCGAAUUGCUGCUGGUAUUUUGCAGUUUAUUGCCGUGAACAAAAUGCGAUAUAUCGACGGCCGGCCACCACAUACCGUCAUAAAUACGAGCCAGACCAACAUACAUACAUACAUACUUAUGUAUAUAGUAUGUAAAUAUAUAAGAAUAUACAGCAGAGAACCAACCUUUGCAUGUAAUAUUCGCUAUGCUAAACAACAACGUUACACACUCUACUCUACUUAACUUCCUACUCGUAUUAUAUUGCUUAGUUUGUAAUGUAAAUGUUUUCUUUCCUUUUUAUGUAAAUAAAUGCAAAUUGCAAGCUAAGAAAAAACACAUAUGUUACAUGUUAAAAUCGAAAACAAUUAUUAUUAUUAUUAUUAUUAUUAUUAUUACUAUUAAAAAUUAAAAUGUAGUAUUAUUGAAUUAAAACAAAAAAAAAAUAGAAAUUCAUGGUUAAAUAAACACACACACACACAAA